GAAUGAUAACUUUUCUUUUUCACAUAAAAAAAUAUUUUGUGUCCAAAAGAACCACAUUUUGGUUCCGGACUCCCCUACUCUCUACCGCUACUAACCUCCAGCUUAUCUAGCGCUUAAAAGAGAGGGGGAGAGAGAAUGACAUAGAGAACAAGAACCAAAGCAAACAUUGUUUUCCCGUAUAUAAGAAAACAAUUUAUUUGAAGGGCAUCGGCAUCAGCAUCCGCUGUAGCAACAUCCUCUGUAACUCGAAGAAUGCCAUUUUAUCAAGUACUAGCAGACGAAAAGAUAUUUACCACCAUUGAAGCUUCUUAAGCUCCAUAUUACUACAAAAUUCUGAACCCAAAAAAAAAAAAAACAAGAAAGAGAAGAAGCAUAUAUAUAUAUAGACCCUUCAUUUUCACUCCUUUUUCCUGCCACCCCCAUUUGAAAAUCUUGAAGUAUAAUCCAAGUUUUACCCCUCUCUACAGCUCUUUGACUUGAAACUACUCAACUUCUCGGAUUUACGUAGACUAUAAUAUAUAGUUGGUCAUUGGAAAGGACUCGCACUGUAUUUUGAUCCGUUGGUGCAUACUUAUUUUGAAAAUUUGCCGCAAAAAGCUGUAAAAUGGAGUCAACCCAAGUUAGAUCCGCAAGUUGCGGAGGCAAAGCAGGAGAAACGGCAACUGGGUUUCAUCAAAUUAGCGGUGAAGGCCAGAGCAUAAUAAUGCCAGUACCAAUGGAAGCUGCUGGAAAUUCUUUUACUGCUUUACUUGAACUGCCACCAAAUCAAGCUUUGGACCUUCUAGUACAUUCUGACGAAAUGGGUUCAGCUAAACUUUCCCUACCAGAUACUCAUAACAGGCCCUACUACUCUUCUCCUCUGAUUGACAGAGCGUCCGCCGGAGAAUUCGCCGGAGAGUUCUCAGUCUUCGCCGCCGGAAAUUCGCCGGAGAAUGGCUCAUUUCCGUCCGACUCACAAUUCGUGAAGCAAGAACCAGUUGAUUCUGAUUCCAAUCCUAAUUCUUCUCCCGAAUUUUCAAAUCCAACUUUUGAUCAGAAAACCACAAAGCGAAAAGAAUGCCAGAAAAAGGGGAAAGAAAGCAGUAGCAAAAAGAGCAAAAAAUCAGCAAAUGAUACCUCAGAGAAGCUUCCAUAUGUUCAUGUCCGAGCAGCUAGGGGGCAAGCAACAGAUAGCCAUAGUUUAGCUGAAAGAGCAAGGAGAGAGAAGAUUAAUGCAAGAAUGAAGCUAUUACAGGAAUUGGUCCCAGGAUGUAACAAGAUUUCAGGUACCGCGAUGGUGCUGGAUGAGAUCAUUAACCAUGUACAAUCCCUACAGCGUCAAGUGGAGUUCUUAUCAAUGAGACUUGCUGCAGUAAACCCAAGAGUAGAUUUCAACCUUGAUAGUCUCUUUGUUGCAGAAAGUGGUUCUACAGUGGACAGUAGCUUCGCGGGCAUAGUUGCUCCAUCGAUUUGGCCUGAGGGACAAACCAGUGGGAAUAGAAACCAGUAUCAACAGCUGUUGCAAAUUGACGGAUUCAAUCAGUCUGUCUGGGUUAGGGAAGAAGAUAAUUCUAGCUUCAUUACUCCAGAGAACUCACUUUUGACUUAUGAUUCCUCUGCAAAUUCAGCUUCUUUGCACCAAAAUCAGCUGAAAAUGGAGCUAUGAAUGUAGAGGCAAGGCUUUUUCCUAGUGGUUACCGGUGUAUAUAUCGGACAUAAAAGUUUAUAGGAGGCAGCAUUGGAGUAGAAGGUUCUCAAUAGUUAACCUUAUGAGUUUCCAUUUCAGGUUGAUCUCUGCUAGAGAGGGAGAGAAUUAGUUGUAUUCCCUAUAAAUAUCUAAUUUCUCUAUGCAUAUAUAAAUAGAUUUGUCUAUACUAACAUAGAUGAGUCAUUCUCUCUGAUACACUUGGUGUAUGAGGACUGAUUGAUUCACAAUUGUAUUACAAGAAUGAUUAUUAGCAAUUACACUAUUAUGCAGAUUAAACUA
Nicotiana attenuata is the source of this 1966-nucleotide messenger RNA. Its product is annotated as transcription factor bHLH48-like. Gene Ontology annotation, biological process: regulation of DNA-templated transcription. The transcript is spliced from 7 exons. The record is from RefSeq and is a predicted model, not a curated record. Gene Ontology annotation, cellular component: nucleus. Gene Ontology annotation, molecular function: protein dimerization activity; DNA-binding transcription factor activity. Lineage: Eukaryota; Viridiplantae; Streptophyta; Magnoliopsida; Solanales; Solanaceae. Bases 605 to 1645 code for a protein of 346 amino acids.